CAGAUCCAGAAUGAGAAGAUUGAUAAAAGAAGCAACUAGCUGAGAAGCUAUAAGAUGCCCAAAUCUGGGUUCACAAAACCAGUGCAGAGUGAAAAUUCUGACAGUGACAGCAAUAUGGUAGAGAAACCAUGUGGAAGAAAGAGUAAAGACAAGAUUGCAUCCUAUAGCAAAACACCAAAAAUUGAUCGAAGUGAUGUGGGAAAAGAGAUGAAAGAGAAAUCUUCCAUGAAACGUAAACUUCCUUUUACCAUUAGUCCAUCAAGAAAUGAAGAGCGAGAUUCAGACACAGAUUCAGAUCCAGGACAUACAAGUGAAAAUUGGGGGGAGAGACUUAUAUCUUCUUACAGGACAUACUCAGAGAAAGAAGGUCCAGAAAAGAAGAAGACAAAAAAGGAAGCUGGAAAUAAGAAAUCUACACCAGUUAGCAUUCUUUUUGGUUAUCCACUGUCUGAGCGAAAGCAGAUGGCACUGCUUAUGCAGAUGACAGCAAGAGACAACAGUCCAGAUUCUACGCCAAAUCAUCCAUCACAAACAACACCAACCCAUAAGAAAACUCCCAGUUCCUCAUCUCGACAGAAAGAUAAAGUUAAUAAAAGAAAUGAACGUGGUGAAACUCCUUUACAUAUGGCAGCUAUUCGAGGAGAUGUGAAACAAGUCAAAGAAUUAAUAAGUUUAGGGGCAAAUGUGAAUGUGAAAGAUUUUGCAGGUUGGACACCACUGCAUGAAGCUUGCAAUGUUGGAUAUUAUGAUGUUGCUAAGAUACUUAUAGCAGCUGGAGCAGAUGUUAACACGCAAGGAUUAGAUGAUGAUACACCACUCCAUGAUUCUGCUAGUAGUGGGCACAGAGAUAUAGUGAAACUAUUACUUCGUCAUGGUGGAAACCCAUUUCAAGCUAAUAAACACGGGGAGCGUCCAGUGGAUGUAGCAGAAACAGAGGAGUUGGAAUUGCUGCUAAAAAGAGAGGUGCCUUUAUCUGAUGAUGAUGAAAGUUACACAGAUUCUGAAGAGGCUCGAUCUGUAAAUCCUUCCAGUGUUGAUGACAAUAUUGACUCUGAAACAGAGAAAGACUCUCUCAUCUGUGAAAGUAAACAAAUAAUUCCCAAUAAAGCACCUCUUCCAUCUGCCCUUGAUGAGUAUGAGUUCAAAGAUGAUGAUGAUGAAGAAAUAAAUAAAAUGAUUGAUGAUAGGCAUAUUCUUAGGAAAGAUCUACGAAAAGAGAAUGAAUCUGAAAUAGAAAAGAACAAUUUAUUUUCAAAACAGGAAAAAGCUUUCUAUCCUAAAUCAUUUAAAAGUAAAAAACAGAAAUCAUCUAGAGUUUUGUAUUCAAGUUCUGAAAGUUCAGAUGAAGAAGUUCUUCAAAAUAAAAAGAUUUCUACUCCAUGUUCUGUCCCUGAAACAUCAAAUUCUGACAUACAGACCAAAAAGGAGUAUGUGGCAUCAAAUGAACACAAGCAAAAAGGCAAAGUUAAAAGAAAAUUAAAGAACCAGAACAAGAAUAAAGAGAACCAAGAGCUGAAACAAGAAAAAGAGGGGAAAGAAAAUACCAGAGUAACAAACUUGACAGUUAGCCCUGCAUUAGAUUGUUCAGAGAAGACCAGAGAGGAAGGGAAUUUUAGGAAAUCAUUUAGCCCAAAAGAUGAUGCUUCAUUACAUUUAUUUCAUAUUUCCACUGGAAAAUCUCCUAAACAUUCUUGUGGACUAAGUGAAAAGCAAUCAACACCACUAAAACAAGAACAUACUAAGACAUGUUUGUCACCAGGAAGUUCUGAAAUGUCAUUGCAAUCUGAUCUUGUUCGAUAUGAUAAUACAGAAUCUGAAUUCUCACCAGAAAGCUCAAGUGUAAAAUCUUACAAGCAUAAGGAAAAAAGCAAACAUCAGAAAGAUUUCCACUUAGAAUUUGGUGAAAAAUCAAAUAGCAAAGUAAAGGAAGAAGAUCAUAGUCCAACAUUUGAAAAUUCAGACUGCACACUGAAAAAAAUGGAUAAAGAGGGUAAAACAUUGAAAAAACAUAAAUUGAAACAUAGAGAAAAAGAGAAGCACAGAAAAGAAACUGAAGGUGAAAAAGAAAAAUACAAAAGUAAGGAUUGUGCUAAAGAGCUGCAGAGGAAUGUGGAAUUUGAUAGAGAAUUUUGGAAAGAGAAUUUUUUUAAAAGUGAUGAAACUGAGGAUCUUUUUUUAAAUAUGGAACAUGAGAGCCUAACCCUAGAAAGAAAAUUAAAGUUGGAAAAAAAUAUAAAAGAUGAUAGAUCAGCCAAGGAAAAGUAUAUCUCAAAAGAGAGAAAUUUUAAGGAAGAACGGGAAAAGAUUAAAAAAGAAAAUGAGAAAUCUUUUAGGGAAGAAAAAGUAAAAGAUUUAAAAGAAGAGAGAGAAAGUGUAUCCACAGAUAGAGAAACAGAAUUCAGUUCUUUGAGUAUAAGUGCUAAAGAGGAACCUAUAGAGUUACAUUCAACAGAAAAGGAAAUAGACAUUGAAAAACAAGACAAGCAUUUAAAGGAAAAUAAGGAAAAGUUUGAGAAACGAUUUCAAAGUAAAGAAAAGGACAUUGAAAAAACUGACAAAAAACAUUCUGAAAAAGAGAAGAAGAUAAAACACGAUCACAAGUCAGAGAAAGACAAAUUAGAUCUCAGUGAAUGUGCCGAUAGAAUUAAAGAAAAGGACAAGCUAUAUUCACAUCACACAGAGAAAUGCCAUAAAGAAGGUGAAAAGAUAAAAAAUAUGACUUCCAUUAAAAAAACUGAUGAUAGAAAGAAAAGUAGAGAAAAGAUGGAUAGGAAACAUGACAAAGAAAAAACUGAAAAAGAGAGGUAUCCUGCAGAAAGCAAAGAAAAGCAUUUGAUGGAGAAAAAAAAUAAACAAUCAGAUAAUAGUGAAUACAUGAAAUCAGAAAAGGGCAAAAAUAAGGAAAAAGAUAAAGAGGUAGAUAAAAGGGAAAAAUCUAAAGAUAAAGAAAGUGUAAAUACAACUAACUCUAAACACUUACAGGAAGAGAAGAAGUCAAGUAUAACAGAGAGUAGUAAAGCACAACAUGAAAAAUCCUUAUCCCUUAAAGAAAAAACAAAAGAUGAACCUUUGAAAACUCCAGAUGGGAAAGAAAAAGAUAAAAAAGAUAAAGAUAUAGAUAGAUACAAAGAACGAGACAAACAUAGGGAUAAAAUCCAAAUAAAUAGUUUACUCAAACUAAAAUCUGAAGCAGAUAAACCUAAACUUAAGUCUUUACCAGCAUCAAAAGAUUCUCGACCUAAAGAAAAGAGGUUAGUUAAUGAUGAUUUAAUGCAAACAAGUUUUGAAAGAAUGCUAAGCCUUAAAGACCUAGAAAUAGAACAGUGGCACAAAAAACAUAAGGAAAAAAUUAAGCAAAAAGAAAAGGAACGGUUGAGAAAUCGUAACUGUUUAGAACUUAAAUUAAAAGAUAAAGACAAAGCAAAGCAUUCACUAGCUGAAUCCAAAAGUAAAGAACUUACUAGGUCAAAAAGUUCAGAGCUGACUGAUGCUUAUGCUAGGGAGAAGCAGUCUAAAGAUGUUGUAAGUAACAGAUCACAAUCUCUUGACACCAAAAAUUUAAUGAAUUUAGGGAAGUCAUCCUUUGUUUCGGAUACUAACUUAAAUAGGUCUCCUAGAUCAGAAAGUGAAAAACCAGGUCUCAGCUCCAGAUCUGUAUCCAUGAUUUCAGUUGCUAGCUCAGAAGAUUCCUGCCAUACUACGGUGACAACCCCGAGACCUCCAGUUGAGUAUGACUCUGAUUUUAUGUUAGAAGGUUCAGAUUCCCAAAUGUCCUUUUCCCAGUCACCUUUUCUGCCAGUUGCCAAAUCUCCCGCCCUUCAUGAAAGGGAGUUGGAUAGCCUGGCUGAACUGCCAGAGCGGAUUAAACCAACAUACACAAACAGAUUUCCAACAUCCCACCUCAGGUCAUCUUCCGUAGAAGAUGUUAAACUAGUUAUAAAUGAGGGUAGACCUACCGUAGAAGUUCGAAAAUGUAGCAUCCCAUCUGUCGUUUGUGAACAUGCAAAGCAAUUCCAAACGUUAUCAGAAGAAAGCAAUCAAGGUAACUUACUAGCUGGGCUGAGAGAUACUUGCCUUUCUCCCAAACCUGACAUAGCCUCCAAUGUGCCUGAAAGAGACCUUUCAAAUAUGUCUAACAUACAAUCCAGUUUUGCAGUGUCUCCAACUAGGGCUGUAAGCAGCAAAUAUAUUCCAGCUGAUAUCAAAAUUACUGCUCCAAUAAACACUUUAUUGGAAAGUCCUGGGCAGUUACAGCUGUCUAAUCAGAUUGGUGUGAUCCAGAAUAAAUCAUGGGAGCUACCUGCUGACAGACUGGAGUCAUUAAGCACCAAUGACUUUACCUGCCUAAAUUCUAAUGCCCCUGAUCAAGAUUCCUUUGGUCAGGGUUUCUGUAAUUCUGAAAACAAAAUACUGAAAGAACAAAAUACUGAUUUUUCAUCUCUACACCAGUCCGAACUGACAGGAAAUUCUUGUGCUCAGGACCCAGCAUCCUUUAUGCCUUCACAACCACCUUGCUCUUUCCACAGCCAAUCACUUUCAGAUGCAGAAUCUACUUCUAAACAUAUGUCUUUGUCAUAUGUUGGCAAUCAAGAACCAAGUAUUUUACAACAAAAAAAUUCAGUUCAAAUGAACAGUUCUGUUUUAGAUACUGAUAGAGACUCUGCAAAAGAAAUGGAAAAUACUUUUGUCCCAGCAGAUGUUCCAAAGACAGAUGCCUUUGCCUCAGUAUACUCUGAAAGCACCUUUCAAGAAGCAGCACCAGCUUUUGAGAAGGCUAAUACUUUACCUGUAUUACCAUCAGAAAAGGACUUUAAUGGAAAUGAUGCAUCUUCCCAGUUAAAUACACAUUAUGCAUUUAGCAAACUAAUGUAUAAAUCUUCCAGUUGCCUUGAGGUUGAAAAUAGCACAACUGAUACUGAAAUUAUUUCACAUGAGAAAGGUAACAAGCUGGAGAGUUUCAUUUUAACUCAUUUGAAUGAUAAGUGUUCUGAUUUAUGUGAAAUGAAUGCAAGGAUGCCAAAAGAAAACCUAAAUGAACAAGAUCAUCCAAAGCAUUGUCCUGAAAGUGAAAAGUGUUUGCUUUCCAUUGAAGAUGAAGAAUCUGAACAAAACAUUUUAUCAAAUCUGGAAAGCCAUUCACAACAAUCAGUUCCACCAGAAAUCCAUAAAUAUAGUCAGUUCAUUAAAGUAGAAAUAGGAGAAAAUGCUGAAGAUGAAAAAACUGAAAACCAGACUCCUCAAAGAGUGACUAGAAACAGAACAAAUACAAUGGCAAAUCAAAGCAAACAGUUCCUUGCUGGCUGUGCACUGUUGUCGGAAAAAGACAAUGAAUCUUCAUCUCCCAGAGGAAGAAUAAGACUAACUGAAGAAGAGGAUCCUCAAGUUCACCAUCCACGGAAAAGGAAAGUGUCUCGUGUUCCUCAGCCUGUACAAGUGAAUCCCUUUUUACUACAAGCCAAAGAGAAAACUCAGCAAUCUCUGGCAGCCAUCGUAGAUUCUCUGAAAUUAGAUGAGAUUCAGCCAUACAGUUCAGAGAGAGCAAAUCCAUAUUUUGAAUACUUGCACAUAAGAAAAAAAAUUGAAGAAAAGCGUAAAUUGUUGUGUAGUGUUAUUCCUCAGGCACCUCAGUAUUAUGAUGAAUAUGUGACAUUUAAUGGAUCUUACCUCCUGGAUGGCAAUCCCUUAAGCAAGAUUUGUAUUCCCACAAUUACACCACCACCUUCACUGUCAGAUCCACUUAAGGAACUUUUUCGGCAGCAGGAAGUUGUGAGGAUGAAACUACGUUUGCAACAUAGUAUUGAAAGGGAAAAACUCAUUGUAUCCAAUGAACAGGAAGUUCUCCGAGUUCAUUACAGAGCUGCAAGAACAUUGGCAAAUCAAACACUGCCAUUUAGUGCUUGUACUGUUCUGCUGGAUGCAGAAGUAUAUAAUGUUCCACUGGACUCUCAGUCUGACGACAGUAAAACUUCUGUGAGGGAUCGUUUUAAUGCAAGGCAGUUCAUGUCUUGGUUACAAGAUGUGGAUGAUAAAUUUGACAAAUUAAAGACCUGCCUUUUAAUGAGGCAACAACAUGAAGCUGCAGCCUUAAAUGCUGUCCAGAGAUUAGAAUGGCAGCUCAAACUCCAGGAACUUGAUCCUGCUACCUACAAAUCCAUCAGCAUUUAUGAAAUCCAGGAGUUUUAUGUUCCCCUUGUUGAUGUCAAUGAUGACUUUGAAUUGACUCCUAUAUAACAGCCAUUACUUCUGGUGAUAUAUUCUUAAACUGAUGAGGCUUGAACAUUAAUCUGUGGAAUACUGCCUUUUUACAGAAAUGAUGAUAAUAUGCCUUUACACUUGUUAGUAAAGUUCAAUUUAAGUUGGUUAUGUAGUAAACACUGUCAUUUUAUUAAAAAAUGAAGAGGAUUAUUUUGGAUCUUAGAUCUAAACACAGUUCUAACUGAAAACUAUUAUUUAUAUUAACGAAAGGUAACUGUUGUAUUAGGGCAUGUUGGCCAACUGUGGUGGAUAUUUAAAAAAUUGAGACUGCUAACAGCGCUGGAAGUUGUUAGCAAUCUAAUUAAUGAGAUAACCACUAGUAUUCAAAUCUUUUUCAGGUUUUAUUAAAAAUAUAUCAGUAAGCUAAAAGGUUCAGUACCUACCAAAUAGUUUCUAAUGUGGAGGGAAAAUUUGGCACAAAGGUUCUUCAGUUUAUUAUACAUGUAAAUUAACUGUACAGUAUUCUUUUUGGAAGUUUUAAUAUUAUCCUCGUUUUUAAUAACUUAUUUUAUAUAUAUUGUGCAGAUGUAAAUCUUGUAAUUAAUGGUCAAAAUGUAUACGACGGGAUCGGUGGUAAAAACAUGUACAAAAGAAUAAUUGUAAAACUGUUUUGUCUAAUGUUCUUUUGGACCAAAGUUGUAGUUUGUAUGGUGUGCAGAAGUAGUGUGUUCAGGUAGCAGAACUUUAAUAAGGCAUGCAUGUGUUUGAGUUAGCUUGUUUCAUCACUGUAAGUGUAAAGAUUGUGACUUAGUUGUAUUGCAUGCUUCUAUAAUUUAACUCCAUAAUUGAUGCCUAAAACAGUGUCACGUGCUUCAUACUAGUCUCCUGUGAUAGUGCCUAUGACUUACUGUGUUAAACAUAUUAUUUAGAAUUAGUCAUACAAAAAAACUUAGCUCUUUUUUCAUCUCACAGUAGAGCCUAUUUCCCCCAAAAAAUGCCUUUGAAUGAAAAUUCUGAAAUUGUAAAUGUCUAUUUUAAUACUCAACUAUGAAAGAAUCUGUGACUAUAUGUAAAUAUGUCUAAUAAAUUUUAUUGUCAUGUUAAAUCAUUGUAAAACUUUUUUAUAUUUCUUAAAUGUAAUGUUUGAAGCUUAAUAACCUUUGCACUUUUGAAGUAAAAACUGAGUACUCAAAUCAAGAAAGAGAUAUAUUUGGUAGUUGAAAUAAGUAAAAGAGAUUUAGGUAUAUCUUAAUCGAUAUCAGCAGUGUUUGUGAAAUAUUGAUUAAUAUGUUGUAUUUUUUUCCUUGUAUCAAGAUGCAAAAUGUACAAUUUGCAGAAUUUUAUAAUUUAAAUAAAAUUUGAUAUGCUGUUUUGUAAUGAAAUAAUUAGCAAUAUACUUAGGAAAAGCCCAUUGUCUCUUAUAACAUGAUAGAAGUUAAAUAUCCAGGAUUAUUUCAGAUCUGAAACCUGCUGCUGAACUUGUUAAACACUUUUGAAAGAAAAAUUAGUGUAAAAUUAAUCCAUGAUUAUUUGAGAUUAAAGCUACAUAAUUUUCCACAAUAGUUUCUUGAAUUAUAAUACUGAAUGUUUUUUAUUCUAUUAGAGAAAAGUGAAAAGAAUAUAUGAGAAAUGAAAUGAUUUAAACUCAGCUUCCAAGUUGGAAAUUCCAGCUAAUAGGAGAAAAUGUAAAAUUGAAGUUUUUGAGUGCAAAGGUACAUAUUAAGCUUAGGGAUUUUUGAAUUUUCAUGUCAAUUUAUAUUUUAAUUCAUAUUGUACUUAGCAUGCGCAAUAUAGCAGCACAUGUAAAAAUUACACGGUGCAAUGACUUUAUUUUAAAGAUUGGAUGUAGUUCUCUUUAAAAAUCUAAGUGAGCGACUUUGGCCUUUUUUAUUGGAUAAAAUAGGGCCAAAAAGAGGCAGGGUGGAUUUUGAAGCACUGGUUUUGUUGAAGUUAAGUUUAUUAAGACUGGGAAUAUUGAAAGCUAAUUUAUAAAAGCAAUACUUUUUAAUAUGAAAAACUUACUACAAAUUUUGUUUAUUUUUUUGCCUGAAAAGGAAAUUUGAUGGGAUACUAUGGCAAAUCAUAAAAAUGAAAAAUUAAGCUUAUUGAGCAUUAAAGUAAUAGAAAAUACCAGAGGGGUAAGUUUAUAGAGCAUUUGGUUCUGAUGGUCCAACCAGAGAAGAAGGGAGGGGGAAAAAAAAUCACUGUUUGACCCCAUAGAACAAGCUAGAGAAAAGCAAAUGAGAAGGAAUCUGGCAUAUUUUAAUCAAACUGCUUUUUACCUUUUUAACAAUUCUCAGCCUCUUCAUUUGUACUUCAAAGAGCUAGAUCCUCUCUGCCAUGAUUCUGCCUUCUUCAAAUUUUGCUUUAUGAAAGGACUGGAAGCUAAUCGGCAUAGCUUAAAAGAAAAUUUAAUGCUUCCUCUUUGGGAACUUUAUAGUCAACUAAGUAGCUAAGGGCUUUUGGUAUUAAAGAUACCCUGAAGCUCUGAAAUCCUAGAAAAAUUUUGGAAUGGAGGAUAUGCCUAAGAGGGUUUUGGAUUCUGAAAGAAAAAUAAUGUUUAAUUUGAUCAGUGACUUUUUUUUUUAACUAUUCAAAUAUCAUGAACAAGAUACUAAAUUGUACUUAAGGAUUUGUAUUUCUUUAAAUCUUGUUCUAAAUCAUAUCUGUUUAAUAAAUGACUAGUUGAUAUUUGUGCAUGUUAUUUAAUAAAGAGUUAUAUUUUUAUAG
Molecule: messenger RNA, 8925 nt
Organism: Orycteropus afer afer
Lineage: Eukaryota; Metazoa; Chordata; Mammalia; Tubulidentata; Orycteropodidae
Gene: ANKRD12
Product: ankyrin repeat domain 12
Cellular component (GO): nucleoplasm
Molecular function (GO): protein binding
Source: RefSeq, a predicted model, not a curated record